AUGGCGGGCAUUCAACAGGUCAGAUCCGGCGCGGACGAUGGCGUACGCUGGACGGCGCCCCCCAGCACUACCACCGCCGCCGCCACAUCCGGCAUCAAGAGCAAGACACAUCCGCCGCCUUUACGUCCAAGUAUCGGAUUCUUUCCCGGGGAUAUAUUUCCAGGCUCUAUCGUGGAGCCUUCGCCGGGUAGAAGCCGCUCGUUACCGUCUCCGCCAAUCCAAUGGAUGGCAUCCCGCAGGAAACACGGGUUGUCAACCAGAGGAAGUGGUGGAGAGGACCUGCGAAUGACUGUAGAGCCCUGUGGUGGUGGUGGAGAACUGCUUCGGAUCACUACCCUGCCGUCGCCGGGACCUCAAAGUCCGUCGGCCAGGAGCCAGCACUAUGACCCGGAAUAUGCGAAAAUCGAAGCGUGGCUCGACGAGCACAGGGACUUCGCUUACGAUUAUUUUCUCAGAAAAGCUACCAGAAACAUCGUGGACGCCUGGCUCGUUUCGCAUGCUUCAGCCAGUAGCUGCGGUGCUAGUGGUGGCGGAGGCGGUGGCUGCGGAAGUGGCGGAGGAAGUAGCGGCGGAAACACGACAAUGACACCGACGGGCAUCGAACGACAGCAAUCCGUAGGUACGUCAGGCUGCAGUGGUGGAGGUGGUGGCAAUAGUGGCACCACCACACCGGUGCGUAAGAUAUCGGCACACGAAUUCGAACGGGGUGGCCUCAAGCCCAUGGUGACCACUGUGGACGGCACACCCACAUUCCUCGCGUCUUACGAACACCCGGACGAGACGACCACAGCACCGGUGUCCCGGAGACGGUCCAGACACGAGCUCCGACAACUAGACGAAAAGCAGCUCAUCUUCGAGUUGGUGAAAGACAUAUGCAAUGAACUGGACGUGCGGUCGUUGUGCCACAAGAUCCUACAGAACGUCAGCACACUGUUGAACGCCGACCGUGGUUCGCUGUUCCUGGUCCAGGGCGGCGGCCUGUCGGCGUGCCAACACGAUCACCACCACCGACCCGCGAAGCGCGUUUGCAGCCCGCGGAGACCGCACGCUAGCAUAACCGUCGGCUGCUUGAGCAAAGACGACCAUUCCGCUACCACAACCCCAACUGCCACCUCAAUCGCCUCCGCCACGUCUUCUACUAUAUCUGCCACCACUGCAUCCACCGUGGCCGUGAAUGACGAACUGCUCCACCCAGAAGACCGCCCCGCCGUCCUUCAUCCCCAGCAAAACCAUCUGCACCACAUCCCCCCGAACAGCAGCCACCACCUCCAUCACCAUCACCACCACCACAACAGCAGCAACAACAACAACAACAACUGCAGCCACCGUAACCUGCACUGUCAGUUGUCGUCUCCGUCGUCAUCAUCGUUGUGCAACGAACGUGUUCCUAUUGCGUUAUGCAACGCGCCGGCCCCUCAAGUGACGGUGCCAGUCGAAGAAGCGGCCGUCGGUGGCCUGACCGUUGGGUCGCCGAUAGGGUCCACCAACGUAGGUUCGCUGCAGGCUCCGAUGAACGCGGCUACCCCACACCACUUCCAUGGCUGCCAGUCCAAGUGUUUGGUGUCCAAGCUUUUUGACGUGUGCUCGCGGUCCACGUUGCAGGAGAUGGAAAAGAAAAAAGAAAUACACAUACCGUGGGGCACGGGCAUUGUCGGAUACGUGGCUGAAAGCGGCGAGCCAGUCAACAUACCAGACGCGUACAAGGAUACACGUUUUAACCACGAUAUCGAUGCCCGUACUGGUUAUAAAACGCACAGUUUACUGUGCAUGCCGAUCAAAGACUUCAAUGGUGAAGUAAUGGGUGUAGCACAAGUAAUUAAUAAAAAAAAUGCACCGUGCUUCACUCAAAAUGACGAGAAAGUUUUCUCAGACUACUUGCAGUUCUGUGGCAUCGGUCUCAGAAACGCUCAGCUUUACGAAAAAAGUCAGCUAGAAGUGAAAAGGAAUCAGGUACUACUGGAUCUCGCGCGUAUGAUAUUCGAAGAACAGAGCACAAUAGAACACAUGGUUUUUAGAAUCCUCACACAUACUCAAUCGCUUAUACAAUGUCAAAGGGUCCAGGUAUUGCUGUUGCAUGAGGCGUCCAAAGCUAGCUUUUCGCGAGUGUUCGACUUGGAAGCGAACGACUUGCAGGGAAAGGACAACGAGAGGACUAGCCCUUUCGAAAGCAGAUUUCCCGUCAACAUCGGUAUAACCGGUUACGUGGCCACUACCGGAGAGACGGUAAACAUUGCCAACGCUUACGACGACAGCCGUUUCGAUCAGUCGGUGGACGAAGACGCUGGUUUCAAACACUCCACCGUGCUGUGCAUGCCGAUCAAGAAUUCGUCAGGUCAAAUCAUCGGAGUGAUACAAUUAGUCAACAAGUUUGAUGAUCUCUUAUUUACCAAAAACGAUGAGAACUUUGUGGAAGCGUUUGCCAUAUUCUGUGGCAUGGGAAUACAUAACACACACAUGUUCGAGAAAGCCAUUAUUGCCAAUGCAAAACAAAAUGUUACGUUGGAUGUGCUUAGUUACCACGCUUCAGCUUCACUGGAAGACGCACAAAAAUUGAGGGCUUUGCAAGUGCCAUCGGCUGUUACAUACAAUUUGUAUGAUUUUUCUUUUGAUGAUAUCUAUAUGAGUGAUGAUGACACAUUACUAGCAAGCAUACGAAUGUUUAUGGAUAUGGAUUUAGUUGAACCUUUUCAUAUUGACUAUCAGGUUUUGUGUCGAUGGCUGUUAAGUGUCAAAAAGAACUACCGAUCAGUAACAUACCACAAUUGGAGGCAUGCAUUCAAUGUUGCUCAGAUGAUGUUUUCUAUUAUUACUGCAACGCGUUGGUGGCAAGUUUUUGGUGACUUGGAAUGUCUCGCCCUCAUUAUUGCUUGUCUCUGCCAUGAUUUGGACCACCGUGGGACAAACAACUCCUUUCAAAUAAAAGUUUCCUCGCCACUUGCACAACUCUACUCAACUUCCACCAUGGAACAUCAUCAUUUUGACCAGUGUUUAAUGAUAUUAAAUAGUCAAGGUAAUCAAAUUUUAGGUAAUCUAUCACCAAAUGAGUAUUCUCGCGUUAUAAAAGUAUUAGAAGAUGCUAUAUUAGCCACUGAUUUAGCUGUAUACUUCAGAAAACGAGGGAAGUUCCUAGAACUAGUCCGUACCGGUAUGUACGACUGGACCAGAGAAGAAGAUAGAGAACUGUUUAGAGCCAUGUUAAUGACUGUGUGUGACUUGGCUGCCAUAACCAAACCAUGGGAGAUUGAAAAACGAGUGGCUGAAUUGGUGACUAAUGAAUUUUUCGAACAAGGUGACAUAGAAAGAAGAAAAUUUAAUAUCACGCCUAUUGACAUAAUGAAUCGUGAAAAAGAAGAUCAGCUACCAAUGAUGCAAGUUGGAUUCAUUGACUCAAUUUGUUUACCCAUAUAUCAGGCAAUUGCUGAUCUGUCAGAGAAACUUGAACCAUUGAUUGAAGGGGUACGGCAGAACAAAACACAUUGGCUAGAAGAAUCCCAACAGACGUAUCACCCACAAAGUCACAAUUAG
Molecule: messenger RNA, 3525 nt
Organism: Macrosiphum euphorbiae (potato aphid)
Lineage: Eukaryota; Metazoa; Arthropoda; Insecta; Hemiptera; Aphididae
Source: the annotation of a GenBank genome assembly